AUGAAGUUUUUCAUCGAUGAUUUACCUGUUCUAUUUCCUUAUGCUAGGAUAUAUCCUGAGCAGUAUGCUUAUAUGUGUGAUAUAAAGAAGACAUUAGAUGUUGGUGGAAAUUGUAUAUUAGAAAUGCCUUCAGGUACAGGUAAGACCAUUUCUUUAUUAUCGCUAACGGUAGCAUACCAGAUGCAUUAUCCAGAGCAUAGAAAGAUUGUCUACUGUUCUCGUACGAUGUCAGAAAUAGAAAAAGCGUUGAUUGAGUUGCAUAAGCUAAUGGAGUACAGAACUGAUGAAUUAGGAUAUGUGGAAGACUUCAGAGGAUUAGGAUUGACAAGUAGAAAGAAUUUAUGCUUAAAUCCACUAAUCUCAAAAGAACGAAAAGGGGUCGUUGUGGAUGAGAAGUGUAGGCGCAUAACAAACGGACAACUAAAGGAAAAAAUUGAAAAGGGCCAAGUGGAACCAACUCCUGAAAACAGUUUGUGUAGUUUUCAUGAAGAAUUAUAUAACUAUGAGCAGCAUAACUUGAUUCCUGAGGGAGUAUAUUCCUUUGAUGCGUUAGUGAAAUAUUGCAAAUCAAAGGGAACUUGUCCAUAUUUCACAGUAAGAAGAAUGAUUCCAUUCUGUAAUAUUAUCAUUUAUUCUUAUCAUUAUUUAUUGGAUCCAAAGAUAGCUGAACGAGUAUCGAGAGAAUUAUCAAAAGACAGUAUUGUCAUUUUUGAUGAGGCUCACAAUAUUGAUAAUGUCUGCAUUGAGUCCUUGUCGCUAGAUUUGACGGAUGAUACUCUUAAACGUGCCACUAAGGGUGUUGGUAAGCUAAAUGUUGCUGUGAAUGAUAUGAAGACUCAAGAUAGUGAAAGGCUACAGAAUGAAUACGAGAAACUAGUGGAAGGCUUGAGAGAAGCCGAAAUAGCAAGAAACGAGGAAUUAUUUAUGAGCAAUCCAACUUUGCCGCAGGACCUCUUGGACGAAGCUAUUCCAGGGAACAUAAGAAAAGCUGAGCACUUCAUUUCAUUUUUGAAACGUUUUAUAGAAUAUUUGAAGACUAGAAUGAAAGUGUUGCAUGUUAUUAGUGAGACGCCAAUAAGUUUUCUUCAACAUUUAAAAGAACUAACUUUUAUUGACAAAAAACCCUUAAGAUUUUGCUCGGAGAGAUUGUCUUUACUUGUUAGGACCCUUGAAUUGUCAGAUAUCGAAGAUUUCACCGCAUUGAAGGAUAUAGCAACUUUUGCUACCUUAGUAUCAACGUACGAAUCUGGUUUUCAGUUAAUUUUAGAACCAUUUGAAACUGAAGGAGCUAGCGUCCCGAACCCCAUCUUGCAUUUCACUUGCUUAGAUGCAUCAAUAGCUAUAAAACCGGUAUUUGAUCGAUUUUCAUCCGUCAUCAUUACAUCUGGAACUAUUUCCCCCUUGGAUAUGUACCCUAAAAUGCUUAAUUUCCAAACAGUCAUUCAAGAGUCAUAUACAAUGACAUUGGCGAAGCGAUCUUUUUUACCCAUGAUUGUAACGAAAGGUUCGGAUCAGGUUUCAAUAUCAUCAAGGUUCGAAAUCCGUAAUGAUCCAUCUGUCGUUCGUAAUUAUGGUUCUUUGUUAAUAGAGUUUGCUAAGAUCACGCCAGAUGGAAUGGUUGUCUUCUUUCCGUCCUAUUUGUACAUGGAAUCUAUCAUAUCGAUGUGGCAAACGAUGGGAGUUCUAGAUGAGGUUUGGAAGCACAAAUUAAUUUUGGUUGAGACACCUGAUGCACAGGAGACGUCAUUAGCAUUGGAAACUUAUAGAAACGCUUGUUCCAAUGGAAGAGGGGCAGUGUUACUUUCUGUUGCUCGUGGUAAGGUUUCAGAAGGAAUCGAUUUUGAUCAUCACUAUGGUAGAACAGUAUUGAUGAUUGGUAUUCCGUUUCAAUACACGGAAUCAAGAAUAUUGAAAGCUCGUUUAGAAUUCCUAAGAGAUCACUAUCAAAUAAGGGAAAAUGAUUUUCUUUCUUUCGAUGCUAUGAGGCAUGCAGCCCAGUGUUUAGGAAGGGUUUUGAGAGGGAAAGAUGACUACGGAAUUAUGGUGCUAGCAGAUCGAAGAUUUUCUAGGAAGAAGAGCCAGUUGCCAAAGUGGAUUGCUCAGGCAUUAUAUGAUUCUGAUACUAAUUUAUCUACGGAUAUGGCUUUGGCUAAUGCGGUUAAGUUUUUGAGAAACUUAGCUCAACCAACAAAUCCUAAAGAUCAGGAAGGCGUGUCUGUUUGGAACUUAGAACAGUUAUUGAAAUUUCAGAAGGAGCAUAAUGUCAAGUAUGAACUUCAAAAUGAGAAGAAUAAAGCUCAAGAAGAGAUCGCUGAUGACUUCAUGGAUAUUGAUGAUGAAGAACUCGAGUUAUUAUGA
Molecule: messenger RNA, 2358 nt
Organism: Priceomyces carsonii
Lineage: Eukaryota; Fungi; Ascomycota; Pichiomycetes; Serinales; Debaryomycetaceae
Gene: RAD3
Product: TFIIH/NER complex ATP-dependent 5'-3' DNA helicase subunit
Exons: 1
Coding region: 1-2358 (785 amino acids)
Biological process (GO): transcription by RNA polymerase II; positive regulation of mitotic recombination; nucleotide-excision repair
Cellular component (GO): nucleus
Molecular function (GO): ATP binding; damaged DNA binding; hydrolase activity, acting on acid anhydrides, in phosphorus-containing anhydrides
Source: RefSeq, a predicted model, not a curated record